CCUCCCUCCUCCUCCUCCUCCCUCUCUCCCUCUCAGCUAGUUCUCUUAAUGCACUACACUCUAUCGCUCAGCAGAGUUCCAACGCCAGGACGUUCCUGUCUGUUCUGUUCCAGUACAAUGGAAGAGGAGGCAGCAAGCUUGAGACAACAGAGACUACAGAACCAGCGCACUCUGCUGGAGAGAAGGCAGCGGCGCAGGAGGCAGGAGACUCGCAUGGUUCAGGCCAAUCCUGACCUGAGAGUGAAGAGCUGGAAGCCCAAGAGGGGGGAGGGGGAGGAGGAGGGUCUGGGGGAGGGUCAGAGGGAGGAGGAAGGGGAGCAGAUUCUAUUGGUUCUGAACACAGACCUCGUCUCCGAGCCUCCAUUGGAGGAGAUCUCUCUCUCUGACCUCACUCUCCGCCUCAACGACCGCUACCAUGGGAACCACAGAGAGUCAAUCACAGGCCAGGAAGAGCAGGAAGAAGGACAGGAAACAGGAAGCAGCGCUGAUGCGGAACUCGAGGAGGCUGAAGAUUCUGUUUCCCAGGAUACCAAACUGCUCACCAAGAAGGCUGCGGGCAAGAAAGAGAAGAAAGUGAAGCAGAGGGCAGAAACCUCUGCAUCUCAGAAAGCAGCAAAGAAAGAAAAAUCCCAGUCCACAUCAAAAACCAGUAAGAAAUCAGACACUUCCCAGAACAGGGACCAGUUAAAAGGUGAGGAGAAAGAACUGAUGAAGGCACUGGAGCCCAAACGCUGGUCUGCUUGACUCAGUUUAGUUUCAGUACCGCUGAUGAAGGCACUAGAGCCCAAACGCUGGUCUGCUUGACUCAGUUUAGUUUCAGUAACGCUGAUGAAGGCACUAGAGCCCAAACGCUGGUCUGCUUGACUCAGUUUAGUUUC
Messenger RNA from Acipenser ruthenus (sterlet), 878 nucleotides. Its product is annotated as tubby protein-like. The coding region runs from base 49 to 744 and encodes 231 amino acids. The transcript is spliced from 5 exons. Lineage: Eukaryota; Metazoa; Chordata; Actinopteri; Acipenseriformes; Acipenseridae. The record is from RefSeq and is a predicted model, not a curated record.